This is a messenger RNA of Brassica napus (rape), 2867 nucleotides long. RefSeq lists its product as uncharacterized. The transcript is spliced from 11 exons. Bases 224 to 2623 code for a protein of 799 amino acids. The record is from RefSeq and is a predicted model, not a curated record. Gene Ontology annotation, cellular component: chloroplast outer membrane. Gene Ontology annotation, molecular function: chloroplast targeting sequence receptor activity; protein binding. Gene Ontology annotation, biological process: protein targeting to chloroplast. Lineage: Eukaryota; Viridiplantae; Streptophyta; Magnoliopsida; Brassicales; Brassicaceae.
ACGUCACUGCUACACCCACGUCACCUGCUAUAAAUCUCUCCAUUUUCCCUCUCCGUUUCCCUCUUCCUUUUUUCCAUAAUCAGAAAAAAAAAAUCACUUCGCCGGAAAUGCUCUCUUCCGCUUCUCUCCGAUCAAAAUCAGUUAAACAAACUUAGAACCUUCGUACUCCAUUUCUCGAUUCCGGUGAGCGUUCUCCGUUUAGAGAGGAAGCUAGGGCUCAGAGAUGGAACUGGCACUCGAUUUCACUCAGAUCUUCGAUUCAUGGCCUCAACCUCCUCCUCACAAUCUUCAACAACCUCCGGAGCCUUCUGUAACCGCCUUGAUGGACUCCCUACGGCGAGACAGCAAACCGGAGUUCGUCUCCCGCGCGAAACGCGUCUUCCUAGGUCAAGACUCGGAGCGCGAGCGAGGCGAGGCGCUCAAGCUUCUCGCCGCCUGCUGCGGCUGCGAUUCCGUCGGCUGCGCUUCGGCCAUCUUCAACGGAGACAUCGGAUCGGUUCCGUACAUCAACGACGCGGCGGAGGAUACGGGACUCUCGCCGCUGCACGCGGCGGCCGAGGCUAACGCGCCGAGGUGCGUGGAGAUGCUUAUUAAGCGACGCGCUCGUACGGAUAUGAGGAGCAAAGACGGACGCGCUUUGCUUCCUCUGGAGCUUUCUCUCUGCAGCGGAAGCAUGGAUGUGACCUGGGAUCCAAGUGCUGACUCUCUUGGAGACUUGAUCCUUCUCCUUGGUGACAAGGAUCUGACGGUGGUGAGACUACUUGCUGAAAAGACUAAGGAAGUAGACGUUGUGGCACAUUCAUACGCCACGGCUGGUGAAAUAGUUCCUUUGACUGCGUUGCUGAUUGUAGCGGUUGAUAAGAUCAGAGAGGCUAGUGUGGCGUUACAGGAUGUUGAUGAUUCUGUGUGGACAAAGCCGAAGACAACGAUCUAUGAGUUUGUUAUUCUAGAAGCGUUGCGUAGUAAUAGCAAGAAAAGAAUGCUUUUGUUGCGGGAGAUUGGGCUCCUUCAGCUCUUUGGUGCUGCAGUUUUUAGUGAAUCUGUGGAUAAGCAAACCUCACCGCUUUUCUCCAUUGUACAGGCAGGAGAUGAAGCUGUUCUUGAAUUGCUUAUAAACACGGACAUUGAUGUUAACGAAACAGAUGCAGAAGGGAACACCGCUCUUCACUGCUGCCUGAAGGGAUCAUCUGUGCCACAUAAGCAACAAACUAGAAUCAUGAACCUACUUCUUGUACACGGUGCUCGUAUUACCCAUAAGAACAAGUUGGGUUUAUCUGCAGUCCACUUAGCUGCUGCAAAUGGCAAUUUAUCUGCACUUGAGAUUCUUCUAGCGGCCUACCCUGAGCUGGUUCACUCCAAGACAGUAAUCAAAGAGACACCACUAUUCUUCGCAGUGAAGAAUAACCAUCUUGAUUGCGUUGAGCUGCUUCUUCAGUGUGGAGCAAGUUCAGAAAUUCAUAAUCUACGAAAACAGAGACCAAUAGAGCUGACUCAGUCACAAGAUAUACGCUUCCUCCUUAACCCAACAAACAUCACUUGCUCUAGCAAAGAAGCAGAACCUGCUAAAGGAGAUGAUGAAGAAACCAGUUUCACCGGCACUGCCGUGCCCACAUGGCUCAAAAAGUUCGUAAAAUGGCUUCCUCGGCAUCUCCGAGAUGUAUCAGAGAGGUACAGAGAGAUUAAUGGAUAUCCCCUCUCAUCACUCAAAGCCGAUUUCAGAGCUGAUUUUGGCAUGGAACUCAACCACUCCUCCCUUGGCUUCUCCAAGCUCAUCGACUUCAUCAAAUAUUUUCCAAAACUCUGUCAAGUUAAAUGCGUCCUCGUUGGUGAUUCUGGACUUGCAACCCACUGGGUGAUGUUACCCUCCAAGUGUUCUCAGCUCAAAGGAAGACCUCCAGAGCCACUCAUCAUCAAAAACAACGACUCUUUCUUUCCCAACAAACCGAAGGACUCAUCAGCUCCAGCUCUCAAAUCCACACAACAAGCACAUGACUCUCAAACCUUGAAGGCCAUUUUCAGCAAUGUCUCUCUCUCUCCAAACAAACCGAAAGUCUCAUCAACACAAGGACAUGACUCUACAACCUUGGAGCCAAAAGUAGAGCCUCAACCUCUCGUGACUGCAUCUUACAACAACUAUCAUCAACUAAAACAUCCGGUUCUAGAGACAGCUUCAGUAAACAAACACACACAACAAGCCCAUGUAUCUGAAACCUUGAAGCCAGAACCUCCUUUGGAUGCUUCUUACAGCUAUCAUCAUCAUCAGCUAAAACAUCCGGUUCUAGAGGCACUUGCAAGGAUCAGAAACAGCACAUCCAUAUUCUUUCUCCGUGAGUUCGACUUUUAUCAAAGCUAUGAGACGUGUUUAAGGAAAGGAAUGUGUUUCUGGUGCAACAAGAGCAUGCUCCUAUGGGCAAACUUCCCAUGUCGACACAAACUCUGGUGCAGCUCUUGUAAACACAAGAUCGCAGAGUCUGCAGGCGACCACCACAGGUGUGUGAUCUGUGACGCUAAAGUGGAAUGUUUCAUCUUGUCUCCACCGUUUGGAUUCGAUCAUCAUAGGCAUUCAAGUCGUCUCCCUAAUGAUGCUGAAAUAGCGACUUGGUUCCUCGAAUAUCUGAUAUAAGAAAUUCCAUGAAGAAGGGGAGCAUUCAUUUGGAUCAUGGGAUAUAAGAGAAGGAAAGAAACUCCUCUUGUGUGGUAAAGUGGAUUUGACUCGUGAAACAAAAACUAAGUAGAAAACAGAUGAAAGCUCUUCUUCUUAAUAACAUAGAAAGUACAUAUAGUAUUGAACGUUUCUGGUGCUUGUAGCUCUCUGUCUCUCGAUAUUAAAAGUACUAGCAUUAACAAAGUAAAAUCUGAAAUCAAAA